AUGAACCAGAGGGUCUAUGCUGUUGAGAAAAAGAUCGAAGAAAUUAAGACGCAAGUUUACAGGGAUUUUACCAAGAUGCAGAAAGCAAAUGUGAUGUCGAUCGUACCCGAAGCUUUCAUGAAGGUAAAGCCUCCUGUGUUUGAUGGAUCCGUGUCCUGGUCCGUCUACAAGCUACAAUUUGACGCCGCGGCCAAAGUCAACCAAUGGAACAGCGAUGAGGAGAAAGCAACAGCCCUUAUAUUAUCCCUAAGAGGAAAGGCCUCCGAACUGCUGCAGUCCAUUCCAAACCCACAAGACUACGCUGCUCUCGUCAAGACGAUGGAGCUCCGUUACGGUGACGAGUAUCUGCCAGAAUUGUAUCGAGUCAAAUUGAAGACCCGCCGACAGCAAUCAAAUGAAACCCUACGGGAGUUGGAGGCAGACAUUGCACGCCUCGCCCAUUUGGCUUACCCAACAGCCACGCAAGACCUCCUGGAAAUAAUCAUUACUGAUGCGUUUGCCGAUGCACUUCGAGACCCCGAACUGAAGAAGGCCAUCAGAGUUAGUGGCAAGCACAAAACCAGUGAAGCCCUUGUGUACGCUCUCUUAUACCAAGCUGCUAAAGACGAGUCCGAGAACAUUUGCCAGGACCAGAGGCGGGAGGUUAAAAAUGAAGGUCGCAAGGAACUGAGAAAAACGAACGAGGCCCUAGAGAAAUGUAAAACCAUCCAGAUACCACAAGGUCAACGUGGAGUGAGAAAACGAUGCUGGAACUGUGGAGGGUUUGGCCACCUACAAAGAAACUGUGCAAAAAGGUCUUUUCGACAAGAAGUGAACCAACACAGAUCUGAGAAAGUAUACAGACCCUGCAGGAAGGCUGAAGAAAAGGGGGUGAUCAUCGAUUGUCGUCGUCUUGAGGUGCAAGCUCCCGAGCCGCGGUCAGACGAGAAAAGCCAAGAUGCUCAGCGAAAAGAUGAAAAUGUAGCCCCCAUUUUCCGAAUGAAGGAAGCUCAUAAUUUAGCCCGCAAAAACAUCAACAGGAGCAGUGACCAAAUGAAGGCAAGGAAUGACAUAAGGGUCAAUGCCUCGAGGUUCCGAAAUAAGGCUGCAAGAACGAUAAGGGACACUGGAAGCACUAUUGUUGGAAUAAACCGAAAAUUGGUUGAAGAUCAUGAAUAUACUGGAAAAAACAAAGCAUGUAUUAUGUUUGAUGGUAAAACAGUUCGAUUACCCGUAGCCCGAGUGAACAUUAAAACACCGUAUUAUACCGGGAGCGUAGAGGCAUGUGUUAUAGACCAUGAUCAAAUUGAUUUGAUUAUUGGCAAUAUACCAAACAUAAAGAAGUGCACGGAAAAUGAGAUAGCAGUUUGGAAAAAUUGUUGUGGAAUGGCCACUACUCGAUCCUGUAGUAAAGAUGUAGAGGAAGGAGAUUUGGCAAAGUUGUUCGAGUUAUCAACUAUGGAAAAAGAGCAAGAUGAAGAACAAGAUGAAAACACAGAAACAAUUAAAAUCAAAGACAUAGGAUUUAACAAAGAAAAAUUUAUCACAAAACAAAAAAAUGAUCCAGAGUUACUCCAAUUAGCAAAGAAAGGAGGUAGAGGAGGAAGAUUCUAUGUAGAAAGAGGAACUCUUGUUAGAGAGAUUGAAUGGCAUGGAAAAAAAGUAAUCCAGUUUGUGGUACCCAGAGAAUUCAGGCAGCUUGUAAUGGAAAAUGGACACGAUAUAGCACACACAGAACAUCUGGGAUUACACAAAACGAAACAAAGAAUAUUUCAGAAAUAUUAUUGGCCAUCAAUUAAUAAGGACAUAAAAAGUUAUGUGACUUCGUGCCAACUAUGUUCUAGAAAAGGAGCAAGAAACAUAAAAGCACCAUUACAAAGGAUGGAUUUACCAGAUAGACCAUUUAGUAAAAUAGCGAUUGAUUUAAUCGGUCCAAUGCCAGUGGUAUCAAAUAGGGGUCACCGUUAUAUCCUAACUGUGAUAGACGUGUGCUCCAGAUGGCCGGAAGCUAUCCCACUCAAACGAAUUGAAGCCAGAGAUAUAGUACAAGCAUUAUAUACGUUAUUUACAAGAUUUGGAUUUCCUAGAGAAAUAUUGUCAGAUAGGGACACUCAAUUCAACUGUCAAUUGGCUACAACAUUCUUGAACAUGUUUGGGAUACAGCAAAGGUUUACAACCUCGUAUUAUCCACAGAGCACUUGUGAACGUUUUAAUGUCAAUCUAAAGAAAUCAUUAUAUAAAGUAAUGGAUGAUAAACCCAAAGAGUGGGAUAUGGCAAUACCGUCAAUACUAUUUGCAUACAGGGAGAGUCGUAAUGAAAUAACAGGGUUUUCACCAUUUCAAAUGAUUUAUGGAGGAAAUCCACGAGGUCCAAUGACAAUAUUGAAAGAUUUGAUAAUCCCACAGGAUCAUGUAGUAACUAAUGACAGUUAUGAUAUUGUGACAGAAACUAGAAAUCAGAUUAUAAAGGCAUGUGAAGAAGCGGAUAGACAGAUGCUAGAGAGAAAUGAAUUAGCACAUUCCAUAGUGAAUGAACAUAGAAAAAUGGCGGAAUUAGAGGUAGGACAAGAUGUUUUGGUCUUACAUAAGGAUAACAAUAAUGCUUCGGCCACAAAUUGGCUGGGACCAUACAAAGUAGCAAGGAAAAUUAGCGAUAUGGAUUAUGAAAUAGACAUUGAUUCGAUGUUAAAAAUAUUUCAUGUGGAUUUGUUAAAAGAAUUUACACCAAGACAAAGAAGUGAAGAAAGGAGUAAGGAUGAGUCAAUGACAAUGAGUGCCUGUGUGACGGAAGAAAUGGAGACAGAGGAAAGGUUUAGACCAAUAGAGACAGUGGCAACAGAAAGUAGGCAAACAUGGAAGGAUGUCAUGGUGGAUGGAGUUUCUCUUGAUAGAGCUAAAGAAAUCAAGGCACUAAUUGAGGAGUAUAAGAAUAUUUUUACGGAUUUACCUGGGAAAACAAAUGCAUCAGCCAUUGCAAUAGGAGGCUGUCUAAUGCAAAAAUGGAAUGGUGUCCCACAUCCUGUUUUAUAUGUGAGUAGAAAACUGACAACAUCUGAGUUGAAAUAUGAUACCAUUGAAAAGGAAGGACUAGCCAUUGUAUGGGGUAUAACAAAAUUAGGGUUCUACCUAAUGGGAGCUAAAUUUGAACUAUGGACGGAUCACGCUCCCUUGGCCUUCAUUAAUACAAAUAAACUAGGGAACAACAGAAUAGCCAGAUGGGCAUUGCAACUUAUGGAUUAUAACUUUGAGGUCAGGACAAUACCAGGGAAAGACAAUGUGAUAGCGGACACAUUAUCACGGUGUACCUAA
Biomphalaria glabrata is the source of this 3288-nucleotide messenger RNA. RefSeq lists its product as uncharacterized. Gene Ontology annotation, biological process: DNA integration. The record is from RefSeq and is a predicted model, not a curated record. Lineage: Eukaryota; Metazoa; Mollusca; Gastropoda; Planorbidae. Gene Ontology annotation, molecular function: nucleic acid binding; zinc ion binding. Bases 1 to 3288 code for a protein of 1095 amino acids. The transcript is spliced from 3 exons.